AUGGCAAGGUAUGCGCACUCUCGCUCACCAUCACCUGUAGGAAGCACAUAUUCGUCCUCAAAGCGGAUUCGAAGAGAGGAAGAUCGCUAUGAUAGGAGUCGCAAAGACGAUGACCGUCAUCAUCGCCGAAAGCGUUCUCGCUCAAGAAGCCCUGAGCGUAGGAGAGAUCGUGAAAGAGACCGCGAUCGCAACAGGGACAGAGACAGAGACAGAGAUCGCGAUAAUUACCGCCGCCGAGAUCGUUCCUCAGACAGACGCCAUGACGACCGCUACGACAGAGACAAAUAUUCUUCCCGUCGGGACCGCUCUAGAGACCGACGAAGAUCGAGAGAUCGUGACACCAGACGGCUGAGUCGAGAAAGCGACCAUCGUACUAAGAGGGAGGACUCCCAUGACAGAGAUCGCAAGAAACGAGAUGAUUCCGCUGACGCGAAAAAGCGCAAGAGAGAAGAUAGCCGGGAACGGCCCACAACAAGAGACUCGGCCUCCGCCUCGGCUUCUAAACAGAGCUCGGCUCCCGCUACUCCCAUCAUUGAGGACAGCAAGGCCGCAAAGCUGAGGAAACUAGAAGAAUGGAAGCGGAAGCAAGCAAACAUUCAGCAAACGAAAGCUGUAUCGCCCAAAUCUGUUGUUUCACCAAAACUCGCUACUACCACUGCAGCGACCACCACCAAACCAGCAACAGUUGCACCACCAGUGAAGAAACCUCUGGGAGCAGAUGCUGCUAUUCCAGCAUUGUUGAAAAAACCUAAUGGUGUCACACCACACAUUGUAACAAAAGUAUUGCCAGCCACUUCUGCCGUACCGCUAAAGGCCAAAGGCAACCUGAGUGGUUUCAGUAUUGGUAAGACACAAGGAGAUGCUGACGUAGGGAGAAAAGCCUUCGACUUCAAGGAUGACGAAGAUGUGAAGAUGAAGCUCGAGAAAUUGCCAACAUUGUCCGCCACUGAUGAUGAAGCUCAUCAGAAGACUGUGCAGGACCGGGGCGACGAAGAUGACGACGACGUAGCUGACGAAGUGGAGAACGAAGAGGAGGCUCUAGCUGCUGCACGAGCUACUGCAGAACAGCGUAGUCGAGCAGAACAGGUCGAAGAUAUGGCCAUGACGGAUGCCCCUGAGCCAACUCAGCAGAGUCCAGCACAGGAGGACGAAGUCGAUCCUUUAGACGCUUUCAUGCAGGAUUUAUCCGCAAAACCCGUGCGCCGAAGCACAUACAAAGGUAAGCCUCAAACUGCUGCCAAAUCCGAGUUCCAAGAACCCGAAUCCUUCUUCAACGACGACGACAUCGAGAUGGCUGCCAUAGACGAAGACGAUCCCGGCGAUAUAAUGGCCAAAGCCGAAGAAAUAGCCAAGAAAAAAAAGAAGGAUAUCGGAGUUGUGAACCAUGCAAAGGUCCAGUACAAAUCCUUUCGCCGCAAUUUCUACUCGGAACCCGUGGACAUGCAAGACUGGACCGAAGAAGAUGUCGCAAAUCUUCGCAUGGAGCUCGAAAAUAUCAAGGUUCGAGGCGUUGAUGUGCCAAAGCCUGUGCAGACUUGGGCUCAAUGCGGUCUCGGUGUGCAGGUCCUGGAUGUCAUUCGAGAUCUAGGAUAUGCAUCGCCUACCAGUAUCCAGGCCCAAGCUGUACCUUCUAUUAUGUCCGGCAGAGAUGUGAUUGGUGUCGCAAAGACUGGCUCGGGAAAAACAAUUGCUUUCCUUCUUCCUAUGUUUCGCCAUAUCAAAGAUCAACCACGGCUUGAUGCUCAAGACGGUCCUAUCGGAUUAGUGCUCAGCCCAACACGUGAACUGGCCACCCAGAUACACAAAGAGUGCAAGCCUUUCCUAAAAGCGUUGGACUUGCGAGCUGUCUGCGCUUAUGGCGGAGCUCCAAUCAAAGAUCAAAUCGCUGACCUCAGACGUGGUGCUGAAAUUGUCGUCUGUACACCUGGCCGCAUGAUAGAUCUCCUGGCAGCCAAUGGUGGUAGGGUGACCAACCUCAAACGCGUGACCUAUGUCGUUCUCGAUGAAGCUGAUCGCAUGUUUGAUAUGGGCUUCGAGCCUCAAGUCAUGAAGAUCCUCGCUAACGUACGGCCUGAUCGACAAACAGUAUUGUUCUCAGCUACUUUUCCAAGACAGAUGGAAGCCCUGGCAAGAAAAACUUUGGACAAACCUGUUGAGAUUGUGGUCGGUGGUCGCAGUGUUGUUGCUCCCGAGAUUACCCAGAUCGUCGAAGUUCGUGCCGAAAAUACCAAGUUUCAUCGCCUUUUGGAGCUUUUGGGCAAAUUGUACGAGGAUGAGUCGCACGAAGACGACCGAGUCCUCAUCUUUGUUGACCGGCAAGAAUCUGCUGAUGGCCUUCUUCGCGAUCUAAUGAAGAAAGGCUAUCCUUGCAUGUCAAUACACGGAGGCAAAGACCAGAUUGACCGUGACUCCACUAUCGAUGACUUCAAAGCUGGUGUAGUGCCCAUUCUAAUUGCGACCAGUGUUGCAGCUAGAGGUCUUGACGUGAAGCAACUCAAACUUGUGGUCAACUACGACGCACCGAACCAUCUUGAGGACUAUGUUCAUCGCGCUGGUCGGACAGGUCGUGCUGGCAAUACAGGUACAGCUGUGACGUUUUUGACAGAAGGACAAGACCGCUACGCUGUGGACAUCGCUAAAGCCUUGAAGCAGAGUGGACAGAACAUACCAGAAUCUGUACAAAAGCUCGUCGACGGUUUUGCUGAGAAGCUCAAAGCUGGUAAGGAGAAGGGCUAUGCUGGCGGAUUUGGCGGCAAAGGCCUAGAAAGACUUGAUCAACAACGUGAUGCUGAGAAGGCACGAGAACGCAAAACAUACAAGACCGGCGAUGAGAAGGAAGAAGAGGAAGACAAGGAGGACGUCAAAGAAGCCAAGGUCGGAGACGAGAUCUUCGCCAAAGCCGCUUCGAGUGUGGCUGCGCGUGACCAGCCCGAGACACCAGCACCGGCCUUACCUAACAUGUACGAGCCGAAGAUUGUCGUACACAAAACUGAAAAGCCUGCUUCGUCAGGCAAUGCAAGUCAAAUGGACAAAGUGGCUGCUGCCGUCGCUGGUAUCAACGCCAAAUUGUCCAAAGCAGGUGUCAUGCGUUCUGGUGUACCUAUUGACAACAAAGGUCCCGACGCUGGCGCUUUCCACGCUACCCUUGAAAUCAACGACUUCCCUCAACGCGCCAGAUGGGCUGUCACGAAUCGCACCAACGUUGCGAAGAUUCUCGACUCGACAGGUACUUCCAUUACCACCAAGGGCAACUUUUAUGCUACAGGCAAAGAACCUGGACCCAACGAUCUGCCCAAGCUAUAUAUUCUUGUCGAGGGUGAUACUGAGCUGCAGGUACAGACAGCCAUGCGCGAAUUGCUAGGACUGCUCAAAGAAGGUGCCAUGAGCGCUGCGGCAGCUGGUGAAGGCAGAGGAACUGGUAGAUACUCUGUGGUGUGA
Molecule: messenger RNA, 3438 nt
Organism: Lithohypha guttulata
Lineage: Eukaryota; Fungi; Ascomycota; Eurotiomycetes; Chaetothyriales; Trichomeriaceae
Gene: PRP5
Product: pre-mRNA processing RNA-helicase
Exons: 3
Coding region: 1-3438 (1145 amino acids)
Biological process (GO): ribosomal large subunit assembly
Cellular component (GO): cytosol
Molecular function (GO): nucleic acid binding; ATP binding; RNA helicase activity
Source: RefSeq, a predicted model, not a curated record